UUGGGCGUUCCAGAGUGACGCGGCGGGCCGCUUGCUGCUGCCGCUGCCGGAGGCGGAGCUACUCUCCGGGUCUACGACGAUCAUUACAAGGAUCAUGGUUUUCCACAUGUGUUUGCGCUCCAACCCACUGUUACGGAAAGCAAAUCUGGCUGUCAGGAGAGUAUGGAGGUCUUGGAAGAUAAGCCUGCACUCUUCUACACUUUGUGCAUCUCCUGGUCCAGGAUCUCCGGACAGUUCGGAAGAGCCGACGUCCGUGUCGACCGAAAAGCCUCUUCAUACGCCCGUCAUGCUUAAAGAGGUGCUUCAUUACUUAGACAUCCAACAAGGUCAGGUGGUCCUGGACAUGACAUUUGGAGGUGGUGGUCAUACCAAAGCAAUACUGAAUCUGGUUCCUGAAGUCACAGUCCUGGCCUUAGACCGAGAUCCUACAGCAGUUACUCUGGCCAAGCAGUUAGCCAAGGAACACUCUGGUCGUGUGAAACCAUUGCUUGGCCGAUUCAGUGAGCUUGAAGCCCUGCUGUCUAACAUAAACAUUAAGCCAGGCAGCAUUGAUGCUGUCCUGUUGGAUGCUGGCUGCUCCUCCAUGCAGAUGGAUCAGGCAGAGAGAGGCUUCUCCCUCAGCAAGGAUGGGCCUUUGGAUAUGAGAAUGGAUGGAGAGAGGUACCCCGACAUGCCCUGCGCUGCUGACGUUGUGAAUACCUUAGAUCAACAGGCUCUUGCAUCCAUCCUCACUGCAUAUGGGGAAGAAAGACACGCCAGGAAAAUAGCUUCAGCCAUUGUGGAGGCACGCCGUGUCAACCCCAUCACUCGGACGCAGCAGCUGGCCAGCGUGGUGGCAGGAUCAUUUCCUGCAGCUGUCCUCUACGCACGCAAAGACCGCCUCCAGCGACCUGCACAUGUGGCCACUAAGACUUUCCAAGCUCUGCGUGUUUUUGUGAAUGACGAGCUGAACGAACUACAUGCAGGCCUACGUGCUGCCCAGGCAGCACUGAGACCUGGAGGACGUCUCUGCGUAAUCACCUUUCAUUCGUUGGAAGACAGACUGGUCAAACGUUUCCUCCAGGGAGAUGACUUAUCUAAUCUAGAUCAGUAUCACUUCAGCCCAAGGAAACAAGGCACCAGGAAGGAUGGAAAAAGAGAGGGUGGAAGUGUUUAUUGGCUUCCUCUGAAGAGAAAAGUGAUCGUCCCAGAAAAGGACGAAGUAAAAGAGAAUCCUCGUGGACGCUCCGCUAAACUAAGGGCAGUGCUCAGACUGACAGAAUAAUUAUGAGAUGAGAAAUGUUUGAGCUUUUUUACAAGCAGAGUAACUUUUUACAAUUGAUACUUAAAGCAAGUUAACCAAAGAAUGUAGAUACAAGUACAUAAUAAGUCUCCACUGUAUUGUAUCUGCUCUUUUUUUAUCGUGACUGUUUGUACUUGGAGGCAGAGAUAAAUUCUGAUUUUUACCUUCUCUACUGUAAGCCCACCUCAGCAGAGAGGUUUCCUGGUGGGAAGCCAGUGAGGGUUGUCAUUAUUAAUGCUGCAUUAGUGACUCCUACUGGUUGGUUAAGGCACUGCACAGUGAUGUGUGAACUAUGGGUAAGGGAAAGAAUGAAUCUCACAAUAUAGCCACUAGUAGGAACUCAGAUUUAUAUAUUUAUUUUCAUUGGCAGUUGAGAAAAAAUAACUGGUGAAUAUCACUCAUGCAGUAUAUAAUAUGCAGACUGUAAGAUGUGGUUGACAGCUCCGAAAGCUAGAAAGUAGACCUUUGAUCCUGGAUUACUUUACUAUAGACACUGUUUCUAAAGGUCAAAAAUGAGUUUUUUUAAGCACAGAAAGUUUUAAAAACUACAGUCCAGAGAAAAGUGUCCAAAGUUUGAUAUCAUUUCAAGCUUUAUUUUUAUUAAUUAAUGUAAUUAAAUUUAAGUUGGGCGUCCAGAAGAUAACGUCUUAUUGAAUUGAGCAGUCUGUCUUUCUCUCACCUUGUCUUAGUGCUAUAAAACCUGUCCAAACUCAAGUGAGAGCCACAACUAUGAAAGCUGGUUAAUGUUUGAGGUGUUGCGUAAAAAAAAUAAUUGUGGAGGAAACUUUUUAUACCCAAAUAAAAGUAUGUGACUUCUG
Messenger RNA from Morone saxatilis (striped sea-bass), 2100 nucleotides. RefSeq names its product methyltransferase like 15 (gene mettl15). Lineage: Eukaryota; Metazoa; Chordata; Actinopteri; Moronidae. Gene Ontology annotation, molecular function: rRNA (cytosine-N4-)-methyltransferase activity. The transcript has 6 exons. Gene Ontology annotation, biological process: rRNA base methylation. The record is from RefSeq and is a predicted model, not a curated record. Bases 95 to 1264 code for a protein of 389 amino acids.